Amphimedon queenslandica is the source of this 493-nucleotide messenger RNA. RefSeq names its product glucose-6-phosphate exchanger SLC37A2-like. The record is from RefSeq and is a predicted model, not a curated record. Lineage: Eukaryota; Metazoa; Porifera; Demospongiae; Haplosclerida; Niphatidae. The coding region runs from base 5 to 493 and encodes 162 amino acids. The transcript has 4 exons.
AUCUAUGGUUUUAAUAAACCAUUUUAACUGCCACGCCCUUCAGGUUUGCAGAGAUAGUAGAAUGGACAAGAAAGAUGAAAUCGAGGAUGAAGUGGACAACAGCAGUCCAGUAACUGGGUCUUGCUUUGAAGGAAAACGCCGUCAUAAAGUGCAAUGGAAGGAGGUACCUUUGGGUGCUUGGAUUUUAAGUUAUUUAGGAGUCUUUAAUAUCUUACCAGCUAAAAAUUACAGGCUCUACAUUCUAAUACUGACAUUCAUAUGCUAUGCAUCGUAUCACAUGUCAAGAAAACCUUUCAGUGUUGUUGCAAAUGUCUUAGCUCCAAACUGCAACGAUAUAUUUGAAGAGUUGAAUGAGAGCAGCUUAGAAUAUGAAUAUGAUUGUAACUUUAAUGAAGGAUGGGCACCAUUUAAUGGCAGCUAUUGUAAAACUGUUAUUGGAGCUGUAGAUUAUGCUUGGUUGUUCACUUAUGCUGUCUUCAUGAUUGCAAGGUGA